AUGCGCAAGAAGACAGUCCAUCUGGAACGAUGCGAGCAGUGCAGGGUCGAGCAAGAUGGCAUUUGCCUGACUUCGAAUCAAGGCUUUGCAUCAGAUCAUAAGGCGACGCCUAAUAUUGCGACUUCUCUGGAGAUCAGCCUGGAGAACGCGCUCUCUGCCCAUUCCAAACACUCCAUUCGACAGUCUCUUUGCAGUACUGAACCGACCAGCCCUCGCGCCAUAUACAGAGCGACCUUGGCCUUGUCAGGCAUGACAUGUAGCUCAUGUGUCAGCGGUAUGACCCACGCCCUGAAACAGCUGUCCGUGGUGCAUACGGUCAACGUCAACCUGCUUACGAACAGCGGUGUGGUUGUGUUUGAGGGGAAGGACAACAUCGAAGAAGUUACAAGCACGAUCGAAGACUGCGGGUUUGAAGCCAGUGUUGAGAAGCUUGAGGAGGUCUCAGCCGCCGCCCCGGAACCUAAACCUGCAAAGCAGGAACCGUCAAACAGAUGGCGAGCCAUCUAUGCGAUCGGUGGGAUGACGUGUGGCUCUUGUGUUGGUCAUGUCACUAAUACAUUGAAGCCACACUCCUGGGUUCACCAGGUGGAUGUCAAUCUUCUCGGCAACAGCGCCACGGUCAUCUUCGAAGGUAAAGAGCAUCUAGCGAGUAUCAUGGAGAACAUCGAAGAUGCUGGCUACACGGCUACACUUGAAAGCGUCAGCGCGUCAGACACCGUAGCCGAAGAUACUCCCAUCCGGGCUGUAUCGGUUCAGAUUGAUGGGAUGUUCUGUGAUCACUGUCCUGGUAACAUCAUAGGAAACAUCAGAGACAGGUUCGCAGGAAGCGUCUCUAUCAAAGAGCCACCGUUGUCGUUGGCGUCGCCGAUUUUGCACAUCGAAUACCUUCCGAACCCCCUAAGCUUCACCAUCAGGCAAAUCUUCGACACGAUCAUAGGCACUAACCCGGCUUUCAAGCCAUCGGUCUACCAUCCACCUACAAUCGAGGAACGAGCCAAGACCAUGCAUAUGGCAGAGCGAAGGCGGACAUUACGCCACUUGAUCGUCUGCCUUUUGGUUGCCAUCCCAACGUUCAUACUUGGAAUUGUCUUCAUGAGCUUGGUACCAGUCAACAAUCAUGUCCGUCAAUACAUCAUGGAACCUAUGGUUGGCAAUGCCACCCGACUCGGCUGGGCGCUCUUCAUUCUUUCCAUUCCGAUCUACGUCUACUCAGCCAAGUCAUUUCAUAUCCGCGCCUUCAAAGAAAUGAGAGCAAUGUGGCGACCAGGCAGUCGGACUCCCAUAUGGCAACGAUUUACGCACUUUGGGAGCAUGAACAUGCUCAUGUCGCUCGGCACAACGAUAGCUUUCUUCGCUUCUAUCGUGGAGCUAGCUUUGGCAGCGACGAAAAGAUCAUCCGGUUCUAUGGACAACUCCUACUUCGAUGCUGUGGUUUUUCUGACCAUGUUCCUACUUAUUGGGCGCUUCCUAGAGGCUCUCAGCAAGGCCAAGGCCGGAGAUGCCGUAAUCUCGUUGGGUGCAUUAAGACCAGAUGAGGCCGUCUUGGUCGAUCCAACUACUGGCGAUGUGAGGGUAUCAACAGACCUCCUCGAAGUUGGUGACGUGGUUCGUGUCCACCAGGGCACCUCCCCACCAUUCGACGGGAUCAUCCUAGACGGCAGCUCCAGCUUUGACGAGUCAAGUCUUACUGGCGAGUCACAUCUCGUCAGAAAAGAUGUUGGCGACUACAUAUAUUCGGGCACUGUCAACAAAGCAGCUCCGGUCAGAAUGAAGGUCACCACAGUCUCAGGCACUUCGAUGCUAGACCAGAUCGUCAACGCCGUCCGAGAAGGACAGACUCGUCGCGCUCCCGUCGAGAGGGUAGCUGAUACUAUCACCACUCAUUUCGUGCCAUUUGUCAUCCUAGUUGCCAUAGUGACUUGGACCAUCUGGCUCAUCCUUGGUACAACGGGCGCGAUACCAAAAGAUUGGAGAGACGAAGAGGCUGGAGGCUGGGCUCUCUGGUCAUUGAGGUUUGCCAUUGCUGUCUUCGUCAUUGCAUGUCCUUGUGGGAUCGGACUCGCAGCCCCAACUGCGCUUUUCGUCGGUGGCGGAUUGGCAGCAAAACAUGGCAUACUUGUAAGAGGUGGCGGUGAAGCGUUUCAGGAAGCCAGCUCGCUCGACUGCAUCGUAUUCGACAAGACGGGCACCCUGACUCAGGGCGGCAGUCCUGCAGUUACCGAUCACAGAUUUGUCAAUGGGCAGGAUGAAUCGCUCACUCUCAGUGUUGUCAAAGUUCUGGAAGAGAACAGUGGUCAUUCUAUUGCUCAAGCACUAGUAACCUUUUGCAAUAAGGGCGUUCUCAGCACACCGAACAUGGUCUCCGUGGACGAGAUCCCUGGGAAAGGGCUGAAAGGGACACUCAAUGUCGACGAAAACAGUUUGGCCGCCAUCAUUGGCAACGAAGGCCUCAUGGCCGACCACGAUGUCCCGAUAUCUCCAGAUACGAUGACCACUUUAGAUUCUUGGAAAGCUCGUGGAGAGUCUGUAGCGUUGGCGGCAAUAAUGUCAGCCUCCACGCAGAAUACAUGGCAGCUUGCUAGUGUGUUCUCCAUCUCUGAUCCACUUCGACCAGAGGCAACCGGUGUCAUCAGUGCUCUGAAGCAGCGAGGCAUUGAUGUGUGGAUGCUCUCAGGCGACAACCCUACCACAGCGAAUGCCGUUGGAGCUCAAGUUGGAAUUCCUGCUACCAACAUCAUCGCAGGUGUGCUCCCAGACGAGAAGGCCAAGAAGAUUGAAUACCUACAGCAGACACUCACAAAGUCACGAAAGUCGAGGCUGUUUCGCCUGCCGUCCCUAUUUUGCAAGGAGGGAAAGGAGAAACGUGCCACCAUCGCAAUGGUAGGAGAUGGCAUCAAUGACGCACCCGCACUCAGCACUGCAGAUCUCAGCAUCGCCAUUGGAAGUGGUUCAGACAUUGCGCUCUUGUCGUCCUCAUUCAUCCUCAUCAACAGCCAGCUCACCACGAUCCUCACUCUUCUCGACCUCUCACGCGUCGUGUUUCGGAGGGUCUACUUCAACUUCGGCUGGGCUACUGUAUACAAUCUCGUUGCUAUGCCGAUUGCUGCUGGUGUCUUAUAUCCUAUCACCACGGGAGGGAAAAGGGAUGGUCAUGGUAUGCAGAGCGGUGGGAAGCAUGUCAGAUUGGACCCUGUAUGGGCAUCGUUGGCCAUGGCACUUAGCAGUUUGAGCGUGGUGUGUAGCAGUCUUGCUUUGCAGAGUCGGAUUCCUUGGUUUGGCUUCAAGGCUAGGAAAGAGGAGGAGAUGGUAGGCAACAAAGAUGAAGGGGAUGACGCCACACAGAUUGUGUGA
Messenger RNA from Macroventuria anomochaeta, 3351 nucleotides. Its product is annotated as copper-transporting P-type ATPase. Gene Ontology annotation, cellular component: membrane. The transcript has a single exon. The record is from RefSeq and is a predicted model, not a curated record. Gene Ontology annotation, molecular function: P-type divalent copper transporter activity; ATP binding; ATP hydrolysis activity. The coding region runs from base 1 to 3351 and encodes 1116 amino acids. Gene Ontology annotation, biological process: monoatomic cation transport; copper ion homeostasis. NCBI's taxonomy places the organism in Eukaryota, Fungi, Ascomycota, Dothideomycetes, Pleosporales, Didymellaceae.